This is a messenger RNA of Peromyscus leucopus (white-footed mouse), 1960 nucleotides long. RefSeq names its product protein disulfide isomerase family A member 3 (gene Pdia3). Gene Ontology annotation, molecular function: protein disulfide isomerase activity. Gene Ontology annotation, biological process: response to endoplasmic reticulum stress; protein folding. Lineage: Eukaryota; Metazoa; Chordata; Mammalia; Rodentia; Cricetidae. The transcript is spliced from 13 exons. Gene Ontology annotation, cellular component: cell surface; endoplasmic reticulum. The record is from RefSeq and is a predicted model, not a curated record. The coding region runs from base 152 to 1669 and encodes 505 amino acids.
CGGCCUAGGGGGUUGGGACCUCGGCAGCAGGUCCGCCCGGGCCAGACGCGCGAGCGCAGGCAGCGGCUGCAGGUUGCGGGUUCUCCCUUCUCGGUACCUUCCCCCGCCCGGGUCCCGACCCUCCGGCCGCCCCCCGCCGCGUCUCGCCGCCAUGCGCUUCAGCCGCCUAACGCUGCUCCCGGGCGUGGCGCUGCUGCUCGCCUCGGCCCGCCUCGCCGCCGCCUCCGACGUGCUGGAACUCACGGACGAAAACUUCGAGAGUCGCGUCUCCGACACGGGCUCAGCGGGCCUCAUGCUAGUCGAGUUCUUCGCCCCCUGGUGUGGACAUUGCAAGAGGCUUGCCCCUGAGUAUGAAGCUGCAGCAACUAGAUUAAAAGGAAUAGUGCCAUUAGCAAAGGUGGAUUGCACUGCCAACACAAACACCUGUAAUAAGUAUGGAGUCAGCGGCUACCCAACCCUUAAAAUAUUUAGAGAUGGGGAAGAAGCAGGUGCUUAUGAUGGGCCUAGGACCGCCGAUGGAAUUGUCAGCCACUUGAAGAAGCAAGCAGGACCAGCUUCCGUUCCUCUCCGGUCUGAGGAAGAAUUUAAGAAGUUCAUUAGUGAUAAAGAUGCUUCAGUGGUGGGUUUUUUCAGGGAUUUAUUCAGUGAUGGGCACUCCGAGUUCCUAAAAGCGGCCAGCAACUUGAGAGAUAACUACCGAUUUGCACACACCAACCUUGAGUCUCUGGUGAAGGAGUACGAUGAUAAUGGAGAGGGGAUCACUUUAUUUCGUCCUUUACAUCUUACUAACAAGUUUGAAGACAAAACUGUGGCGUAUACUGAACAAAAAAUGACCAGUGGCAAGAUUAAAAAGUUCAUCCAGGAAAGCAUUUUUGGCAUCUGUCCUCAUAUGACAGAAGACAAUAAAGAUUUGAUACAGGGCAAGGACUUACUUACAGCCUACUAUGAUGUGGACUAUGAAAAGAACGCUAAAGGUUCCAACUAUUGGAGAAACAGGGUGAUGAUGGUGGCAAAGAAAUUCCUUGAUGCUGGACACAAACUCAACUUUGCCGUAGCUAGCCGAAAAACCUUUAGCCAUGAACUGUCUGAUUUUGGCUUGGAAAGCACCACUGGAGAGGUUCCUGUUGUGGCUAUCAGAACUGCCAAAGGAGAGAAGUUUGUCAUGCAAGAGGAGUUCUCGCGGGAUGGCAAGGCUCUUGAGCGGUUCCUGCAGGAUUACUUUGAUGGCAACCUGAAGAGAUACCUGAAGUCUGAACCUAUCCCAGAGACCAACGAUGGGCCUGUCAAGGUUGUGGUAGCAGAAAAUUUUGAUGACAUAGUGAAUAAUGAAGAUAAGGAUGUGCUGAUUGAAUUUUAUGCCCCUUGGUGUGGUCACUGUAAGAAUCUGGAACCCAAAUAUAAAGAACUGGGAGAGAAACUCAGCAAAGACCCAAAUAUUGUUAUAGCCAAGAUGGAUGCCACAGCCAACGAUGUGCCUUCUCCAUAUGAAGUCAAAGGUUUUCCUACCAUCUACUUCUCACCAGCCAACAAGAAGCUAACUCCAAAGAAGUAUGAAGGUGGCCGUGAACUAAAUGAUUUUAUUAGCUAUCUACAACGAGAAGCUACAAACCCCCCUAUAAUUCAAGAAGAAAAACCCAAGAAGAAGAAGAAGGCACAAGAGGACCUCUAAGCAACAGCCAAACGCACCACUUUGUAAAAGGACUCUUACACCAGAGAUGGCAGAGCCAUCGGAGAGGACAGAGUGGACAUCCUCUGAAUCCUGUUCAGCUUUCUCUAAACUGUUUCUUAGCUGCACUGUUGAUGAAAACACCAGGACCAGUUUAUGUUUGUGGUUUGGGGAGAAAAUUAUUUGUGUUGGGAAGAAUGUUAUGGGGGUGGGGGGAAUUGAGUUGGGGGUUAUUUUCUAAUUUUUUUUGUACAUUUGGAACAGUGACAAUAAAUGUGCCCCCUUUAUACUGUC